Cladophialophora yegresii CBS 114405 is the source of this 1458-nucleotide messenger RNA. RefSeq lists its product as uncharacterized. NCBI's taxonomy places the organism in Eukaryota, Fungi, Ascomycota, Eurotiomycetes, Chaetothyriales, Herpotrichiellaceae. The record is from RefSeq and is a predicted model, not a curated record. The transcript is spliced from 2 exons. The coding region runs from base 1 to 1458 and encodes 485 amino acids.
AUGGAGAUCCACUCGGUGCUACCAGAGGAGCGGGCGCGAGACCCAAAAGGCGACCCCUUGCCCUGGGGCUACCGCUACGCAGACUCCUCGCGCAAUGCCCGCCAACAAGUCGAAGAGUCCGGUCCCUUCGGACGAAACAGGAGUAUACGAUCGACCGCGUCGCGGACCCCGCGCGCCAGAACCGGCACCACGCCCGUCCGGCAGAAGGAGAACAGCGCAGUCGCCGAGUUCGGAAGGCUCUUCGCGAAAGAACAGGCCGAAGAAGAGAGGCGGAAACCUGCUGCGUCCAAGCCCGUUUCGGCGGACGAGGUAGCCGCGGCGGAACGACCGAUACAGCCCGAAGCCGUGCCCACGGAAUGUUUGCUCUAUGGCUACGCGGGCAAGCAAUCCGAGUGGAAGGUGCUGUCCAAGUUCGAGAGGAUUGUCUGCCCGGGGAUCAUCUGCGAGGACUACCCGCGCGAAGACCCGAAUCUGUUCCUGUCCUCGAACUCGCCGCUCGGCUUCUCGCGGGCGUCCGUGGUGGUUCAUCAGAAUCUCAGUCGCGAGGCGAUCAGGAAGAGCAGGAUAUACCAUGGCGGCAACCAUUGGAUCAAGGUCACAUUUGAUUCGUACCAGGCCGCGGAACGGGCGUGCUUCUACAGCCCCAUCGAGAUUGAUGGGCAUAUGGUCCACUGCGAGAUGUGGCAGGGGCGAGGUCCCGCCGGGGAUGCUCCCAUUCUAGCUGGCCCGGCCUGGGGUGCUGAGAAGGCAGAUUUACUACAGCCGCAAUUAUCGCCGCGGAAAAGGGGGGACCCUGGACGCAGCAGACCGAGAACGCUGAGUUCGGCGCAGGGGACGCGCGCAAUCUCGGGCAAAGAAUCGGCCCUCGCGGGCUUCGAGCGAGCUCUGCAGACCCUGCCGAGAUCUCAUACCAUGCCGGAUGUACAGUACGGUCAGCCUGACGACGAGGACGACGCCUCCUGGGACUCCACGACCGCCUCUUCAGCAACUGCCACCGGGAUCGACGAGGCUCCUCAGGCAUUCCAACAGCAAUUAAGCCCCACCACGCCACAGCAAGGUCUGCGCUCUCGCUCCGUGCCCCAGCUGCCAAGCCAGGACCGCUCUCUCAUCCAGCACAACAACUCGGAAUACAUGACGCACAUCACGUCCGUCAAGAAGGCCAGAUUACGACCCAUCUCCGAGGCCCUCCCCCCGCAGCCGACGUUCGCAGAGCGCGUCUUGAGGAGCUUGCCGAUCGUGUCGUACUUUGUGUCUAGCAGCAGCACGACCACGGCCCUAGCAGGCACGGUGCCAGGAGUUGCUGGGAAAGAAGCGCAGAGGAAAGGGGACGUCAUUGGAGAAGGGCCCUUGUUAAAGGAUGACGGCACUUGGGAUCCGGGGAAUGGCUGGUAUUGGAGCUUUUGGCACGGUGUUGAUGGCUGGUUUGGGACGGAUUUCUGCGGGUUGAAGGAUGACUGA